AUGACCUACAGCUGCUGCUCUGGAAACUUCUCCUCCCGUUCCUUUAGGCCCUGCCUGCCCUCUUCACCUUCCUCCUGUGGCUCUUCCUACCCCAGCAACUUGGUUUACACCACUACCAGUUGCUUUCCCAGACCCUGCCAGGUGGAAUCCUCUCUGAACACCAGGUGUCAGGAGACCUGCAUUGAGCCCACCAGAUGCCAGAGGUCCAGUGUGGUGUCCAGACCCUGCCAGACAGCCUGCUACUACCCGAGGAGCUCCACACCUUGCAGUCCCUGCCAGGGAACAUAUGCUGGAUCUCUGGGCUUUGGAUCCAAGAGCUGCCGUGCCCUGGGCUAUGGAUCUAGAAGCUGCUACUCAAGGGGCUGUAGAUCCAGUGGUUUCAAAUCCCUGAAUGGUGGAAUCUAUGGCUUCCCUUCCCUGUGUUAUGGGUCUGGAUUCUACUACCCAGAAUACUUGGCUUCUGCAACAUUCCAACCUUCUUGUUAUAGAUCAAUCUAUGGCAUUGCCUUCUAG
This is a messenger RNA of Microtus oregoni (creeping vole), 513 nucleotides long. RefSeq names its product keratin-associated protein 13-1-like. The transcript has a single exon. The coding region runs from base 1 to 513 and encodes 170 amino acids. Lineage: Eukaryota; Metazoa; Chordata; Mammalia; Rodentia; Cricetidae. The record is from RefSeq and is a predicted model, not a curated record.